AUGGAAAUGCCUCUCAAUGGUGGAUGGUCACUGGACUCGAUUGACAUGCCAACCAGGAUUUUCCGAGAAAAGCCAUUUGUUCAAUUCACGUCCGCUGUGGAGCUUUAUACCCGAAGAGAGCUGACCAACCCGGCUGAUAUUCUGAACGCUUUUGAAGGAGUACAGCUAGUGCUCGAAAAACGGAUCUCGGCCAAGAUCUUUUAUGGCGUACUGGAAACAAUGGUGGAUUCCUCACUGGUAUGGGAAUCCACGAAGCGGCUUUUCCGCCGAUCAGGAUUCCCAAGUUGGUCCUGGUCAGGCUGGAUUGGAGAGAUCCAGUGGAAGUUCAAUGAACCGGCACGAUCAUGGAUCGAGUGGCAUGCCGAUCAAAAUGUUGGCCUGCAUGCAUUCUCACGCCAGGAGUACGAGAGAAUACCACCACCCCUAGAGCGACCAGAGAACCCACCCCCUCUCUCGCAACAUAACUUGAGCAAAUCGAUGCCAUUACUGCACUUCCGAACCGUUGCAGCCCAAUUCAGUCUUAUUUCUCCCGCGCUCAUCCAUAAAUCGGUUAUCUCGCCCUUGCGCAAAAGGCUUACUGGACCCAGCGCAUUGUCAACGGUACGGCCAGCCCCUGCAGACCCCGGCUUGAUUCGAGCAGGAAUUGCGGACGACAGGGGAUGGUGGUGUGGGACGAUCGAUCUGGAUGCUGCCUGGAUGUCUCGGGUUGGCAUACCACUGGAGUUCUUGCUCGUGUCGCGGGUCAGCACAUUCACUGACGACGAACUCGCUAUAUGGGAGGGUACAUUGCCAGACGAAGUGGAAGACUUGAUAGCUCAGCGGAAUUACGGAGUGUACAAUGUGAUGUUGGUGUCUCGACGAGACGGUAUAUACUAUCGAGAAGGGUUAGGGCGCAUAUUGACAGGGGCAUUGCAUCGGGCUGUCCAGCCUGCUAGCUGGAAGGACGUUGUGCUAGGUUGA
Exophiala aquamarina CBS 119918 is the source of this 960-nucleotide messenger RNA. RefSeq lists its product as uncharacterized. The record is from RefSeq and is a predicted model, not a curated record. Bases 1 to 960 code for a protein of 319 amino acids. The transcript has a single exon. Lineage: Eukaryota; Fungi; Ascomycota; Eurotiomycetes; Chaetothyriales; Herpotrichiellaceae.